Messenger RNA from Dentiscutata erythropus, 219 nucleotides. NCBI's taxonomy places the organism in Eukaryota, Fungi, Glomeromycota, Glomeromycetes, Diversisporales, Gigasporaceae. The record is from the annotation of a GenBank genome assembly.
AUGGGACGACCAUAUGUUAAGAAAAUUACUAGAUCCACUAACAAUCGAUCCUUACAAAAUAAAGUAGCAAGAUUCCAAAUUUUAAUAAAUGAAGGUGAAACAAAUAAAGCAAAAAUUGAAGAACUUUCAAAUAAUCUUUAUAAACGAGAUACUGAAAUCAAAACCUUAAAAGAUAAAAUUAACCAACUUACAAAAGAAAAGGAUGACUUUGAAAAAUGA